AUGCAACAAGACGGCCUCCCGCAGACUUGUGGUCAUUUUUGCAGCCGGGCUGGUCCUGGCUCUCUUCGGAGGGGGGCCUGCGCUGCCCCUGUAAAACCCAACCACCACCACCGCCACUCUGAGGUUCCAUCUUCAAACGAACUAGAAAACGAAAAUAGACAACUCCGGGAUUUCCAAGCGGAACAAGUCGUUUUGGACGGGUCUCAGGACGACAGUUCGGAAGAAGACGACUCACUGUCCCCGGAAGAGCUCGAGAACGUGGAAGAUUACCCCGCCGAUGAAGCGAGCACUGAGUCCUUACGACCGAUUCACGAGCGGCGAGAUCACCGCAAGGAACAUCAGCGGGAAAGCCAGUCACAGCACGGGAAAGCGAAAAUCGCAUCAAAAGAGAAUCCGAGGAAGAAGAAAAUGAUCCUACCCACCCCGCAUCCGAUCCGUGUCCGACACCAGCACCAGCAUGCCCCGUCGUCUGGCCAUACUUCAAAAUUGGGUCGAUUCCUACAACUUUACUCGAAGAAUGGAUACAAUCUCAAAAUAACAGCCAAUGGAACCGUCGAGGGAACAAGUGAGGUCCGCAGUGAUCUCGGUGAGUCAAUACUGGAAUUGGAACCGGUCGCUCUGCGCCUUUACAGCAUAAAAGGAGUGAAAGCGAAGCGGUACUUGUGCAUGGACGCAAAAGGUCGACUCAUCGGCAUGAGGCGGCGCUCGGAAAAGUGUCUCUUUCACGCUUCUCAUCGACCGAAUGGCUCGUUGACAUUUUCGACGCUACGCACCACCUUGCACGGAGCCCCGAUACGUUGGUUCGUUGCUAUCAAUAAGAGAGGUGUGGCGAAACGAGGCCGGAAAGAAACUCAUAAAGGAACAAACUUCCUACCGAGAACAGCUUACCGUCACCAGGCGCGGGUUUGA
Molecule: messenger RNA, 909 nt
Organism: Galendromus occidentalis (western predatory mite)
Lineage: Eukaryota; Metazoa; Arthropoda; Arachnida; Mesostigmata; Phytoseiidae
Product: fibroblast growth factor branchless
Exons: 3
Coding region: 1-909 (302 amino acids)
Molecular function (GO): growth factor activity
Source: RefSeq, a predicted model, not a curated record